Messenger RNA from Plasmodium malariae, 1047 nucleotides. Its product is annotated as lysophospholipase, putative. The record is from RefSeq and is a predicted model, not a curated record. The coding region runs from base 1 to 1047 and encodes 348 amino acids. NCBI's taxonomy places the organism in Eukaryota, Apicomplexa, Aconoidasida, Haemosporida, Plasmodiidae. The transcript is spliced from 2 exons.
AUGAAAUUUUUUACAUAUGUUCAAAUUUGGAUAUUCAUUUACUAUAUUAGAAGUAGUACCUCUCCCAAAUCAUUGGGAAAAAAACCUAACCUAGGUUGUUCUUUAAAUUUAAGAACUAUUCGAUUAUUGUUAUUAGAAGAUGAAGUGAAAGAUGAAGACCCAUUAAGUGCAGAUUUAAAAGAAGGUGAACCAAAUGCUCAAACCAAUGAAACAUUACAAAAUGAAUACUUACAAAAUGAACAUUUACAAAAUGAAACUGUGCAAAGUGAAACAUUAGAAAAUGGUGGAUUAGGAUAUAGUGGAUUACAGUACAAUGGGUUAGAAAAUAGUGGAUUACAGUACAAUGGGUUAGAAAAUAGUGGAUUACAAUACAAUGGGUUAGAAAAUAGUGGAUUACAGUACAAUGGGUUAGAAAAUAGUGGAUUACAGUACAGUGGGUUAGAAAAUAGUGGAUUACAGUACAAUGGAUUAGAAAAUAGUGGAUUACAGUACAAUGGAUUAGAAAAUAGUGGAUUACAGUACAAUGGAUUAGAAAAUAGUGGAUUUCAGUACAAUGGAUUAGAAAAUAGUGGAUUACAGUACAAUGGGUUAGAAAAUAAUGGAUUAGGAUAUAGUGGAUUAGAAUAUAGUGGAUUAGAGAACGAAAACAACCCACAAGAACACGAAACACAACCAAGCAAAUUUAAAAACAAAAUGGGUGGAGUAUUUGUAUUCAAAAAAAUUCCCUUAAUGAUUGAAGAAAAUUUAUUCAAGUGUUUUGCUUCCAUAUAUGAUUAUAUAGAUAAGGAUGAAAACAGUCUUCAAAGAAAGUUUAAGGCCUUGUUUAUGAUGAGUACAUUUUUGUUGAUAACACCAAUUUUUUUAAUUUCAUUAAUCGGAGCUUUUUUGAUCAUAGGACAAGAUACAUAUUAUUAUUGUGGCACUGCAUUAUGUUAUGUUAUAUCCAUUACUAUAGCAUUAUUUAUUAUUUUGAAAAAUUUAAAAUAUAGAGCUAUUAAAGCAGGUCACGCGAAUCCUAGUUUUAAAGAUUACUUUUCUUCAUUUUGA